This is a messenger RNA of Nylanderia fulva, 4673 nucleotides long. RefSeq lists its product as uncharacterized. Gene Ontology annotation, molecular function: protein binding. Gene Ontology annotation, cellular component: cytoplasm; nucleus. Gene Ontology annotation, biological process: regulation of RNA splicing. Lineage: Eukaryota; Metazoa; Arthropoda; Insecta; Hymenoptera; Formicidae. The record is from RefSeq and is a predicted model, not a curated record.
CCUAAAGUCCCCAUUUGACGCUCGCUAGAGACGGCCCUGAUUGGACGGUCUCCCCACCACGCCUGCCCCCACUCGCUGGAAUCAGAAGCACCUGUUGCUCGCCUACCUGUUUUACUCGCUCCGUGGCCCGUGUCGUCAGUGCAUCGCGCGAAGUUGCGUCGAGAGGAGCGGCGUGUUUAAUCAUUCGCGAGGUUCUCUCAAUCGCGCGCGUAAGCGAACGUUCGUGAAAUCGCGUCGUGUUUCGCGGAAAGCUCGGCGAAGGAAAUGUCACGUCGCCGCGCUGACAUUCCCAGAAUCGAGAGUUGAGGAAAGUUUUUCGCUCGCGAUCUCGCGAGAAGUUAGUCGCGAAGUUGUCGUCGAAAGAGACUGAAACUUGACGUCACGAAGCAAACUUCGCGCGAGUGCAUCCACGCAUUGUCACGUUUCAACAACGAAGAACGAUGAGACGAUCGUGAACGACAAUCGAUUUCCAAAACGCAUAUCGACUGCAGAGGAAAGGUAAAAGUACUUGCUUGGCGAACCGGCGCCUCUCCGGGAACGAUCCCACACGCGCGAAACUAUGCGAUCAAAUUGACGACAGAAGAGAAGGAAGAAAGAGAGAGAGAGAUAGAAAGAGAGAAGGCAAGAACGGCCGCGACCGGUUGAAGCCGCGCGAGAAUAUGCGCGAGAGGCGGAUCUGAGCAAGCGAGUCAUGGAAGACGCAACAGCAGCAGCGCAGGAUACCUGCUUCGGGGCGGGCAGCGUGGCCGGAGCCGUGAUCGGGACCUUUCUGACGACGAUCCUUCUGCUCGCUGUCGCCGCGCUCCUCUACAGGCAGUGGCGCAGACAUAAGGGUAAACACCUGGUGCUGGUGACGGAUCCCGAGAUCGUCGAGGAUGCGUACGCCUUCGACAAUCCUUGCUUCAAGGACGCCACACCUACGACGGUCGGCCGCGUCACGGAGAGACCGUCUUCGGCCAUACUCGGGGACACACCCGCGAAAGAUUCCACGCGAUGGUCCACGCCCUGGACAUCCCUGGGCCUCGGAUCGGCUAUUCGCAGCGACAAACGUCGAACUCUCGACGAUUCCUGCGUUGGGCCCAAGGCCACCAGGGUCAGCGUGGUCGGUCUUCGGAGUCGCGACUUCACCGGCCUGGGCUUCAACGUGUGCGGCAACAUGAGGGAAGGCAUCUUCGUCAAGGAUCUGCUGCAUCGUGGCCCUGCGUCCGAAUCCGGACGGAUACAUCCUGGUGAUCGUAUCUCCAGCGUGAAGAUCAGCUUCCGCAACAUGGUGUACGAGGACGCGCUGACGAUUCUUAGCUACGCCUCGCCGUACGACGUGGAGCUGGAGGUGGAAAGCGGCGGUAAUGGCUCGAAGCCGACGACGUUGCUGAAGAAGAGCGUGGGUCCGAGCCCGACGAGGAUCUGCCAUCCUCUCUACAGGAGUCAAUCGAUCCCAGAGCUGUCGCAGGCCCAUAAAAACGUCGCGAAACGGCUCUUCAUAGCCGACCCGAACGAGUCAGUCGGCUCGAAUCACUCGACGAUGAACUCGACCUUCAAGUCGUCCAAGUCAACGCCGGGCAGCGGACAGAGUCUCGAGAGACGACACGACGAGACGACGAAGAACAAUCAUCACAAGUUCGGCAUCAAGGUGCUGCCGGCGCUGGACGGCACCGUGCACCGAAUCGAAAAUCAAAACGAGCACAACACGAACCUGGAGAGAAGGCACUCGCGCAAAUUGGACGCGGAGAAGCUGUUGACUUCUUCGAACAGACAGUCCACGACGUCGUCGAGCGAUGAACCGCUGAACGACGAGAGAAAGCUCUGCAACGAGCGUUUUCAACAACGCGUGGAUCAACCUGACGGCGUCGUCUCGGCGAGAAUCACCGUCGACGCGUUAGACAGCAAAGCCGGGAAGAAAAGUACAGAUUCUGGAAGUGGCGGGAUCAACAUACCGUCGGAGGUCCCAACAGAGGUGCACAACGCGGCCAUGGCGGCUCGCAGGAAUCGGAAGAGCACUUCGGAGCCGCUGAAGAUCAGUAGCUCGUCGCCGGACUCCGACAGCGCCAAGAGUCCGCAGAAGAAUAAACGGAAGGCGCCGGCGCCACCGAAAAGCGGCGGCAUCAACGAGAUACAACCGCUCGCGAAGAAAGACGCCAUUGAUACCAUCGACAGUAUCGCUGAUUAUACAGAGUCAUUGUGCGAUUACCUGAACAAGACGCGCGAGAACGCGGACGCUCGGAGGCACCGUUUGGAGAACCAGUCAACGGUGAAUAGACGCAACUCCGAAUCGGAUACCGACAACGAGAUGCAGAACAGCUUCACGACGAUUGAGCUGAAUCCGGCAGACAUCACCAUUCAUCGCACGCCUGUGCCAGAAGUGAAUGACGACGAUGAGGAUGACAUGUACAGAAAAGCGGCCAGUCUGGGCGAUCUGUCCAAGUAUGAGAACAGGACCGCGACGACUCUCGAGAGGGCGCAAAGUCUCGACAUGAGCGCCGAUACCAGCGCGAAGAAGCGCAAAGCGCCGCUGCCUCCUGAAGACAUCAAUGAAUCCACGGAGGAUCUUACCAAGCUCGAUCAAAUCGACUCCUUUGACCGACGAAAGUUGAAGAAGUCGAAUGAAUGGGGCACUCUGGAAGACGUAAUCUGGAGCGAAGCCGCCGCCGAAGCGGACGAGAAGACGCGCGGGAAAGCAAAUACAAGAAAGAAGAGCAAUGGCACUCUCGAGCGUUCCAAGUCCGCGGUGGAGAUCAAGCUGAAGGAGGAAGUCACCGCAGCGACGACAACAGACGACGAUGUGUCCGAGAAGAAGAAACUCGACAACGAUGCUCAAGAUAUCACCAGCAUCGAGCUGUACAACUUGCCGUUGAGCAAGCAAUUGACCCAGGAGUUUAUUCACAACGAACGGAUGUUCAAUCCGGAUGAGGACAAUUCUCUGGCUAGGAUCGUAAACGACGGUCGGGUGGUGAAGAGCCCGACUCCGAAGGAAGUGGAUCUGGACUUUCAGCUGGCCGACGAGAAACGCUCUUCUGAAGAGAGCCAACAUGAGAAGGAACUCUCUGGAAACGAUCCGGAAAAUUCCAUGUCAGAAAAGUCAGAGGACUUUAGUCGCGCUUUACGCUACUUCGAGCUGAACGCGAGCGUCUCGCCAACGGAGCCGACGACGAAGGCGAUCAGUCUGACGCGGCUAAACGAGCGGAGAGAAGAAAGAGCGCCUUUUAACGAUAUAUCGCUCUAUGCUGGUAAGCAGGCGGUUGUGGAAGAGCCUAUCUCGAAGACGAUCAUAGACAGGGGUUGUCACGGUUGCGAGAAUAGACAUGGCCAGCACAGCGCCGACUGCGAACGCGAGAAGCACGUCGACAAGCCGCAUCGCGUAACCGUGAGAUCGUUUUCGGAUGACAAUAGGACAACGACGACGAUGACGACGAGGGAGAACGUGGAGAAAGAAAUAGAAAGAGUCUGCACGCCGACGCAUCUGCGAAUUCACGCGUCCAAAUCAGAGCCGGGCAGGCACAACAAAUCCCAGGAUUCUAGGGAGGAGGUGCACACGGAGGGAAAGAACGGCGGUACCUUCUCCACGUUCCAAGUGCACCGGACAAAGUUCGAGCAACCGGGUGACAGAUAUUCGCCGAUCAAGUCAUCGACCGACUGCUCCUUCGUCGACACGCAUUUUGCCAGACGUAUUAUUAACGUCUCCGCUCAUGACGAGCAUGACGACGAAGAAGAGGACGAGUACGAGUUCGGUUCAGGCGUGACUGCGCACAGCAAGAGUCCAUCCUCGCCGAAGGAGGACCGUCACAACAUCAGCAGCGUCAGCGUGUCGAGUGGCGAGAACAGCGAAGACAGCGGUCUGGUUCGCGAGUCGAUGGAUUACAAUAAUCCACAUAAUUCGGAGAAUCGUCCACCUUUACCCGACACUCCCAUGCCGCUGAACACUGCCCACAAGAUGACCUACAUCACGGAAAUCAAGGUGUCGCCCAACAAGGAGGGCAUUCGCGAGACCGACAGCGAAAACGAGGACGGAGUAACCACCAAUGGCGAGUCGCGAAAAUCCUUGACGCAGCACGAGAUCAAGGUGACGUCGAACGGCAAACCCACGUCCGGUAAAAAACCGCCGGUACCGCCGAGACGAUCGGACAUCACGAGAAGCCCGAAGGAGGACAGGACGGACAAGCAGGUGGUUUACGUGGCAGAGUACAAGUCCGUGACAGGCAAGAAAGCCCAGAUUCUGGAUCCGCACCCAUCAGAGGUCAAGCAAUCGGAGGGUAAGAAGUUCGAGCACUGGAUCUUCAUGGCCGAUAAGGAGCAGAAUCGUUGGAACCCGGCUUCCAGUCAACCGCAGCCUGUCACGAACAUCAUGCUGUCGUCCAGGGACGACACGAAUUAGAAUAAUCGUGUUUGUCGCAUCUUCGUUAGAAAUGCAAAGUGGAAUUAAGCAUAGAUCGCUCAUUAAGAGAGACAUUUAUUCGGAAAAUGUUGGAAACGCCUUCUCUUCGUGUGUGAUGUUUCUUUACGAAAACGAAUAACAUAAUGAUUAUGAAUUAUAAUUAUUGAUGAAUGCAUUUUUCGAAUUCCCUGAAAACUAAAGAUCUUAGAUUUAAUGUCCCCUUUAAGAUAAUCGAUUUAAUCGAAGAUUUAAAAUCUAGAGAUUGAGUGUUGCGCUUAAUAAAUAUUUCUUGAGGUAAAUCAUA